Messenger RNA from Triticum aestivum (bread wheat), 733 nucleotides. RefSeq names its product non-classical arabinogalactan protein 30. Gene Ontology annotation, cellular component: cell periphery. Bases 37 to 543 code for a protein of 168 amino acids. The transcript is spliced from 2 exons. The record is from RefSeq and is a predicted model, not a curated record. Lineage: Eukaryota; Viridiplantae; Streptophyta; Magnoliopsida; Poales; Poaceae.
CACGCUCUCCUUUGAUCAUAGUAGCAAGUUACGACAAUGGCUUUGCUCGCGAGAUGCCUUAUGCUCUGCCUCGCCCUUGUGGUCCUCUCCCUGGGCUGCCUCCCUAGCAAAAGCUCGGCGAUGGGCCUGCCGCGGCCGCCGCCGAACGUGAACUUCACCAUCGGCGUCGAGGGCGCCGUGUGGUGCAAGGGGUGCCGGUACGCCGGCUACGUCAAGUCCAAGAACGCGUCCCCGCUCCAGAAUGCCCCGGCGCUGCUGCGGUGCAAGCGCGGGAAGUGGGCGCUGUCGAUGUGGGGCGCCACGGACGCGCGCGGCUACUUCCAGAUCCAGACGGCGCAGCAGUCAGCGCCCUUCACGAGCAAGGACUGCAAGGUGUACGUGCUGGGGUCGCCGGUGCGCGCGUGCGGCGUGCCCGUCAAGCCCCGCAGGAACAAGGGGUCGCCGCUCAAGUUCCGCAAGUUCGUGACGCUCCCCGACGGGCUGCAGGCGCUCUACACGGCCGGCGACUUCGUCUUCGGGCCGAAGAAGCCCGGCAAGUGCUGAUUGAUCGAUCAAGUUUGGGCUUCACAGGUUCCGGGACACACGCGGUGUCUCGGAGUACUACUGAUGUUUUAUACAGUAUAAUUUUAAAAAAUCACCCUUGUAUUUUCCAAAACAUAAACUAGCAUGACAAAAAAGAACUUAUAAACUUGUAAUUUUUUUAUGUAUUAUAUAUGUCGAUUUGAGGAAACUA